Messenger RNA from Colletotrichum destructivum, 1905 nucleotides. RefSeq names its product Putative major facilitator superfamily, MFS transporter superfamily. Gene Ontology annotation, biological process: transmembrane transport. The record is from RefSeq and is a predicted model, not a curated record. Gene Ontology annotation, cellular component: plasma membrane. The transcript has 5 exons. Gene Ontology annotation, molecular function: transmembrane transporter activity. Bases 1 to 1905 code for a protein of 634 amino acids. Lineage: Eukaryota; Fungi; Ascomycota; Sordariomycetes; Glomerellales; Glomerellaceae.
AUGGAUCCUAACCGGCUGCCACCGCAGCAACAAUCACAGAGACCGCCCAGACCAGAUCUCAAGAGAGGGGUUCUCGGGAGUCUGACGGCCGCAUCAGCUGCAGCCUACAACUUUCUCGCCCACGACUUUGAAUAUGUGCCGGACCGCUAUCUAGACGAAAAGGCCCAUCCCACCCGCUUAUCUCGGGCCGGCUCCAGCAUCCGGCUGGGACACGCGCGCGGCCGCAACGACUACCCCCUCAGGCCACCGCCUGUCCGCAAGAGGACGUGGCAGACACAAGAGAACGGCGCGCUCGCCAGCAAGUUCUCGGAGGAGUCCCUGCCCAACCCGUACGAUGAGGCCCGCGGAGGCCGCGACAGAAACCCGUUCGACGACGCCAACGCGGUUGAGGAUCAGCAUGAGCAGGACAGGGAAGAGGACGACGAACCCUUCUCCAUCUUCUCCAGGAAGCAGAAGUGGUCCAUCAUCGUCAUCAUCGGGCUGGCCGGUCUCUUUUCCGGCCUGUCUUCCAACAUUUACAAUCCGUCACUGGAUGCUAUUUCGAGGGAGCUGGGAGUCACCGCAUCGCAGGUCUCUCUCACCAUAACAUCCUACUUGAUCAUGCAGGCUGUGACGCCGCUGUUCUGGGGUCCCAUGUCAGACACACUGGGCCGGCGGCCGACGUACAUUGCGUCGUUUGCAGUCUACAUUGUCGGGAACGUAGCCUUGAGCUUCUCUCCCAACUACGCCGUGCUGCUCAUUUUCCGGGGAGUUCAAGCUGCAGGGAGCGCCUCAACAGUCAGCAUCGGCAACGGUGUCAUGCAGGACAUAGCCCCAAACUCGGAGAGGGGGGCUUUCAUUGCUUUUUAUCAAGCUAUUCGCAACUUCAGCACGGCAAUCGGCCCAGUCCUAGGCGGUGCCCUGGCCAACUCUCUUGGCUUCCGAUCAGUCUUCAUCUUCCUGUUGAUAGCCUCGUCUCUCAUUCUCAUCGCCAUUCUCGUCUAUCUGCCAGAGACCAUGCGAACGAUCGCCGGAAACGGCUCGCUGCGCUUGACGGGCAUCUACAAGCCUCUCUAUCGAUACGUUUCGAAGGAACCCAAGUACAUGCAGGACCCGGAAGGUCCGCUCAACCGGCAGAAAAUCACCUUCUUCACCUUCUUGAGGCCGUUUAGGCUGUUCAAGGAAAAGGAUCUCGUCAUCAAUCUCGUCUGGGGUGGAGUCAUUUACGCCAUCUGGAACAUGAUCACGACUAGCACAACACCGUUGUUUAAAGCAAGCUUUGGCCUCAGCGAGCUCCUCCUCGGCGUGGCAUUUAUACCCAAUGGACUCGGGACGAUUGUCGGCUCAGUCAUUGCCGGGAAGAUCUUGACCCGAGACUACAAGACCGUCGAGACCAAGUUCAAGGAAACACACAACAUACCCUACGACGAGGAGUUGUCGUCAAAGGAAAUCCCACCCGACUUCCCGCUGGAGCAGGCCCGCCUGCAACGUCUGCCAUGGUUCGUCGCCCUAUUCGUCGCCUCGACCGCCGGCUACGGCUUCUCGCUGGCGUAUCCCACCAUGACGGCUCGGCCCGGGUGGAUCGCAUUGCCUCUGACCAUGCAAUUCCUCAUCGCAGCUGCGGCCAACGGCAUCUUCGCCCUCAACCAAACCAUUAUAUCGGAUCUGUGUCCCGGCCAGGGCGCGAGCGCGACAGCAGUCAACAACUUGGUUCGCUGCGGCCUGGCGGCUCUCGGUGUGGCCUUUGCAGAGCAGAUGCUCAACGCCGUCGGUCCUGGUACGGCCUUCCUGGCCCUGGGGAUGGCCGUCAUAGCCGUCUCGCCGAUCCAGGUGGUCAACCAGUUCUGGGGGCCCAAGUGGCGUGCACAGAGGGAGUGCAGGAGGUCCAAGGUGAGCGUGACGGACCAAGAUCGGCAGAAAGCUUAG